Haemonchus placei is the source of this 1176-nucleotide messenger RNA. The record is from the annotation of a GenBank genome assembly. Lineage: Eukaryota; Metazoa; Nematoda; Chromadorea; Rhabditida; Trichostrongylidae.
AUGACCUCGGAAACGCAAGAGAAGUUCAUACCUCAUUUUGUUCGUGCACGGGAUCCUGCAUAUCAUGGAGGGGUCAUGGGAUGUUGUGUUAUUGCGGUGAUGUGGGUCAUCCUGUAUUUCUGGGGGGUCACUCAGCUAGUUGAUGGUAUUCUGGACUGGUUAUCUUACGGCAGAUCAUCUGCUGUUGUCCAAGUUGCCGUGGCUAUUGCCACCACGACAGUUUCGACAGUUGUAGCCGAUGCGGUGGAAUUUGGAUCGCUGAAAUACUAUGCCCUCUGUGCGUUUGGAGGAGUUUUAUCCUGCGGUACCACUCAUACCGCUAUUGUGCCACUUGAUCUUGUCAAAUGUCGCAUUCAGGUAAAUCCAGAAAAAUAUAAGAACAUUGUAACUGGAUUCCGCACAACCGUCGCGGAGGAAGGAGGUCGUGCUCUCGCGAAAGGAUGGGCUCCAACCUUUGUCGGGUAUUCGCUUCAAGGUCUAGGAAAAUUCGGAUUUUAUGAGGUCUUCAAGAAUGUAUACUCAGAAAUGCUGGGCGAGGAAAAUGCUUAUUUGUACCGUACUUCCCUGUAUUUGGCAGCAUCUGCAUCAGCUGAAUUCAUUGCUGAUAUCUUGCUCGCUCCCAUGGAAGCUACAAAGGUUCGCGUGCAGACCUCCCCAGGUGCUCCUCCAACCCUCCGAGGUUGCGCUCCCAUGAUCUACAGAAGUGAAGGUUUAAUGGGCUUCUACAAAGGUAUUGUCCCUCUUUGGCUACGACAGAUUCCUUACACAAUGAUGAAGUUCGCAUGCUUCGAGCGCACAGUGGAAAUGCUGUACAAAUAUGUUGUACCUAAACCUCGCUCGGAAUGUUCCAAACCCGAACAGCUGGUAGUCACGUUCGUUGCUGGUUACAUUGCAGGAGUAUUCUGCGCUAUCGUUUCUCAUCCAGCUGACACUGUUGUGUCUAAGUUGAACCAAGAUGCCGGAUCUGGAAUUGGCGGUAUUAUUAAGAAACUCGGUUUCGUGGGAUUGUGGAAAGGACUGUUCCCACGUAUUAUCAUGAUUGGUACACUAACAGCAGCACAAUGGUUCAUUUAUGACUCAGUAAAGGUGGCACUUCAUCUCCCACGUCCACCUCCUCCAACGAUGCCAGAAUCUCUGAGAAAGAAGUUGGAGGCGGCUGGAAAACUUCAUCAUUAA